This is a messenger RNA of Photinus pyralis (common eastern firefly), 2343 nucleotides long. It is a transcript of the gene Rs1, whose product is annotated as probable ATP-dependent RNA helicase DDX27. Lineage: Eukaryota; Metazoa; Arthropoda; Insecta; Coleoptera; Lampyridae. Gene Ontology annotation, molecular function: ATP binding; RNA helicase activity; nucleic acid binding. The record is from RefSeq and is a predicted model, not a curated record. The transcript has 3 exons. The coding region runs from base 94 to 2166 and encodes 690 amino acids.
UUUAGACACAAUAGCACUUAACCUAUACUAGCGAUGUUUUACAUGUGAUGUGAGAUCUCAAAAGUUUAAACAUCAAAAUUUAAAAAUAAAACGAUGAAGCGUAAUGUUGAAUAUGGAAAUCAAAUUAUAAGAACAAUAGAAGAUGAUGAAGAAGUGGAAAACUUUUCCGAGGACAGUGACGACGAUCUGGAUGACGAUAAAAAGUUUCAACCGGGUGCGAAGAAAAAUAAGGAAACCGCCUUCGAUAACGCAUUUGAGUUUGUAAACUCGGUCGAGGAAUACAACAAGAAUACCUGGAACGAUUUGCAUAAAUAUGUGAGGCGAAAACCGUCAACCAAAACAGAUGAUAAAAUCAAGAAGAUACGUGAUCAAUCUUUGAAUGGCGAGAGUGAAUUGGGGAAUGAGAGUGAUUCAGAAGAAGAAUCUGACGGUUCGUUAUCUAGUGAAGAUUUGCAGCAUGAUACAAUUAAGAAGAAAACUCGUAAACGGAAGGCGAAGAGUGUCAGUGAAGCUGAAGAUGUUGAUAUUAGUACCUAUGAUGAAACGAUGAAUUUUUAUCAAAUGAAUUUAUCAAGACCACUAAUGAAAGCCAUAACACAAAUGAAGUUCAUUCAUCCUACUCCAAUUCAAGCUGCAACGAUUCCUGUUGCGUUAUUAGGUAGAGAUAUAUACGGGUGCGCUGCAACAGGCACAGGAAAAACGGCCGCUUAUAUGCUUCCCACUUUGGAAAGACUACUUUUCCGCCCAAAAAAUGACAUGGCAACGACCAGAGUAUUGGUAUUGGUCCCUACUAGAGAAUUAGGUACUCAAGUAUACCAAGUAACGCGACAACUUUGCCAGUUUACUAACAUACAAAUCGGUUUGGCUGUCGGUGGCUUAGAUUUAAAAGCGCAAGAGAGUGUCUUGAGAAGAAAUCCCGAUAUUGUAGUCGCGACGCCCGGACGAUUGAUAGAUCAUCUGCAAAGCACGCCAAGUUUUAGUUUGGCCUCCAUCGAAAUUUUAAUUUUGGACGAAGCAGAUCGAAUGUUAGAUGAACAUUUUGCGGAACAAAUGAAAGAGAUAAUUAAGCAGUGCUCUUAUACUCGCCAAACGAUGCUUUUUUCUGCCACGAUGACCGAAGAAAUUCGCGAUCUCGUUAAUAUAUCGUUGAAAAAUCCAGCUAGAAUAUUUGUCGACAGUAAUAAAAAUGUCGCAUUUAACUUGAGGCAAGAAUUUGUACGAAUACGAACAAAUAAUGAAACAGAUAGGGAGGCCAUUCUGGCCGCAUUGGUUUGCAGAACAUUUCGAGAUCAUUGCAUGAUUUUUGUGCAAACAAAGAAACAAGCGCAUCGAAUACAUAUAUUACUGGGACUAUUAGGAGUCAAGAUUGCAGAAUUGCAUGGUAAUCUAACCCAACCUCAACGGUUAGAUGCUCUUCAAAGGUUUAAAGAUGAAGUUGUCGACGUUAUUGUGGCAACAGAUGUUGCGGCCCGUGGACUGGACAUAAUUGGUGUUAAAACGGUUAUAAACUUUGUAAUGCCUAUGACAUUAGAACAUUACAUUCAUCGUGUGGGGCGGACAGCACGAGCGGGUCGUGGAGGUGUUUCUGUUAGUCUCGCUGGAGAAAGUGAGCGAAAAAUUGUAAAGCAGAUAGUGAAAAAUGCCAAGCAUCCUGUUAAAAGUCGAGUAAUCGCCGUCAAUAUUUUAGAAAAAUACAAAACCAAAUUGGAAUCUCUCGAACCUAAAAUGCAGCAAAUCUUAAAGGAAGAAUUAGAAGAGAGGUUAGUAAGCAGAACUGAAAAUAAACUUAAUCGUGCACAGAAAUUGCUAAAAGGAGAAGGGGAGCCUAGCCGACCUUGGUUUCAAAGUGCAAAAGAACGCAAGCUAGAAAAAGAAAAGCUUCGCAAGAAUACCAAGAAAUUACCAUCAAAGGGUCAGAAACGUAAAAUGGAAGAGGGGGACGAUAACGAAAAGGUAAAGAUAAGCAAUUUGGCAAAAAUGCAAGUGCGCCAUGCAAAACGUAACGCUAAGCAUAAGAAAUUGAACACCUACGAAGAGUCGAAUAACAAAAAGGGUAAGAUUAAAAAUAAGCAAAACUUAACAGAUGCAUUUUGUAACACUUCGAAAUCUAACGCAAAGAAGUUCAGGCAUAAAGCGAACGUUCAUAAGAAUAAAUUUAAAAAAUAGCGUAGUAACGGUCAAGAAAUCCUACUGUGCCUGCAUCUGUCUAGAUUGUAAACGUUUAACUGAAAUCAAUCUUUUGUACAUUCUUGUAAUGUUUAAGAAUAUUUUAAUUUGUUGUACUAAAAAAUGAUGUAUCAAUUUUGGUAUGUUACUGCCAAUAAUAUAUUUGUUUAAAUAAGA